AUGGGUGUGAACGGCCUUUGGACCGUGGUUCAGCCUUGUGCGCGGCCAACCAACCUUGAGACUCUCAAUCGGAAGCGCCUAGCUGUGGAUGCUUCGAUUUGGAUCUAUCAGUUCUUGAAGGCCGUUCGUGAUAAAGAGGGGAAUGCUCUCCGAAACUCCCAUGUCGUUGGCUUCUUCCGACGUAUCUGCAAGCUGCUCUGGGUCGGCAUCCUACCCGUGUUCGUCUUCGACGGCGGCGCCCCCGCGCUCAAGAGAGCCACUAUCCAGGGGCGAAAGCGCCGCCGUGAAGGACGACGGGAGGAUGCCGUCAAGACUGCUGGCAAGCUCCUCGCAGUUCAGAUGCAGCGCAUCGCUCAAGAGGAAGCAGACAGGAGGAAGCGAGAACGUGCUGCCGACGUGGCAACCCGCGAGGAGAUGAUGGCGCAGGACGAGCUGCCGGACAUGGAAAAUGUGAUGUACGCCGAGGAGUUUGGCAUGUCGCAGCAGGAGCGGCAGCAAGCCCGAAACCGCAAGUUCCGCAAGCAGGAUGCCUAUCAUCUCCCCGAGCUCGAGGGAAGCAUAUCCUCAAUGGGAAACCCAAACGAUCCGCGUAUCAUGAGCGUCGAGGAGCUGGAAGAGUAUGCCCGGCAGUUCAACAAUGGAGAAGACGUCAACCUCUACGACUUCAGCAAGAUAGAUUUCGAUGGCGACUUUUUCAAAAGUCUGCCUCCUGUUGAUAGAUACAACAUCCUAAACGCGGCGAGGCUGCGUAGUCGACUUCGUAUGGGUUUGAGCAAAGAGCAACUCGACGAUAUGUUUCCCGAUCGUAUGGCGUUUUCAAGAUUCCAGAUUGAAAGGGUGAAGGAGAGGAACAACCUCACCCAGCGUCUCAUGCUCGAAGCUGGAAUGACCGGCAUUGACUUGACACUGACGGGAGGUGGCCGGAUCGCUGGCGACAAAGACAGAGAGUAUAUUCUUGUGAAAAACGAUGGCGUUGAAGGCGGAUGGGCCUUGGGCGUUGUGAGCAAAGAGAAGGACAUUGGAGAGGCCCACAAACCAAUUGAUGUCGAUGCCAUUGAGAUUCAGUAUCAGUCAAAGGAUGCUGAAGAAGAAGACGAUGAUGUUGAGUUUGAAGAUGUGCCAAUCGAAGGUUUCAACCGCCUGCCAAAACCAGGAUCGGAGGCGUUCCCGAGCUUUCAGGCACCCACCGAGAUAUCAAUACGGCGCCAACAGUUCUAUCAAGAACGGGAAGAGCAGUCCAAUAUCGACGGCGGUGCGGGCGAAGAGUCCCUCUUCGUCGGUGGUCAUAGUGAUGAAGCUGCCCGCAUUCUCCACCAACGAACAGACGAGUACGAACACCAGGAUGAAGCAGAUGACAUAGAAAGAGCCAUCGCUCUCUCUCUACAGAGCCAACACGGUGCUGGAACAUCUGCACCUGAAGAGGCUGAAGAUGAGCCAGAAGCGCCAGCGCCCAAAUGGACACAAAGAUCUGUGGAGCCAGCGAGGGCCAUCACAGGAAGUACUGGCUCCGUUAUUGCACACGUGGUGAAUAAUCGAGCUAGUGCUGCUGUACCGAAGAAACAAGAAAGGGCGGAUCCAGGAAGUGAUAGUGAAGAGGAUAUGAAUGCCAUCAUGGCCAAGUCACGAAAUAAGAGGAACCCCCAACAAGGCCCCCCCAAACCCAUUCUCGAGAACAAGAAAAAUCCAUUCGAUGGCCCUCUGCCCUUCCCUAAACUAGACUUUUCCUCUCUCUUCUCCAAUCGGUCUAAAACAAAACCAAACCAACCCACCGAAACCGACCCUCAUAACGCCUCGCAAACAGUACAGGACGGGGACCCAGAGGACGAUCUUGCAGGUGGAUUUGAAAGGCAAGAUGACGACAAGCCAAAACCCCUCCCGCCUUGGCUAGCAGAUACUACUGAUAUCAGGGAUGCCCUGCAACAGCAGCGGAUCGCAGAGAGAAGCAUCAACACAGAAGACAGGCAAGAGGCGGAAGAAGAACGAAGGCUUAGGGAGCGAGAAAUGCGUAACACAUUAAUUGAAAUUGAGUCUUCCUCUGGGGAGGAGAGCGACGUUGAGUUUGUCGAGAUCGUGGAGAAACCCGAAUCGCCACAACAUAAAGCACCUGAACCUCAAAGUCAACCUUCCGAUUCAGAUAGCCGCCUCGAAGCCACAAACGACUUCUCAAAUCAGGAUGUCAAGGAUCAACCUGAGGUAUCUAAGCCAACUAAAGAGUCGCUUUCAGUCGAGGAAGAAACGCCGGAGGUCGUUCCAACCCCAGUCAUACCGGAUGCAAAUGAAAUGGAAACAACUCGCCCCGGUUCAAACCAAGAGCCAAAGGAACCAGAAGACAUCAACGUCACAGAGAGUCAUGUCGAGGAAAAACCGGACGGUGUAGCUGAGCAACGAGUAUCGGAAUCACCAGAGCCAGAAUUUGAAGACGUCACAUUCGAAGACGUGCCUGUAGCCCAAAGCCCGAUCGCAGAUCUCAACGUCACUCAAGCGGAUGCCGGGACAAAUAAUGUUGACGAUGAUGACGAUCUCUUUGCAGACGUGGAGUAUGAUGAGUUCAGUGACCCGGGAGACGAAGAGCUAAUGGUACAACUGGCGGAGGAAGCAGAGGAACAUGCCAGAUUUGCGAGCGAACUCAACCAAAAGUCCGCUCAACAGAACAAGGAGGAUUACGAGAGAGAGCUACGGCAGCUACGAACUCAACAGAAAAAGGACAGGCGAGAUGCAGAUGAGGUCACGCAGGUGAUGAUCACAGAGUGCCAAGCCCUCUUGCGGCUGUUUGGGAUACCUUACAUCACCGCCCCAAUGGAAGCCGAGGCUCAGUGCGCUAAGCUAGUGAGCCUGGGGCUUGUCGAUGGCAUCGUGACAGAUGAUUCGGACACGUUCCUGUUCGGGGGCACACGUGUCUACAAAAACAUGUUCAGCACGAAUAAGUUUGUCGAAUGCUACAUUGCUUCAGACCUCGAGAAGGAGCUCUCGCUCUCGCGCGGGGAGCUCAUCUCGCUCGCGCAACUGCUUGGUUCUGAUUAUACGGAGGGCAUAAUCGGCGUCGGCCCUGUGACAGCUGUCGAGAUCCUAUCCGAAUUUCCCGGGAAAGACGGCCUGGAGAGCUUCCGAGAAUGGUGGAUGUCCGUCCAGUCUCAGACUCGGCCAAAGGACGCAGAUGCAUCCUCGCCGUUCCGCAAAAGGUUCCGGAAGAACCAGGCGACAAAGCUAUUCCUACCAACGGGGUUCCCAAACAGUGCCGUGUACGACGCAUAUCUUUAUCCAGAGGUUGACGACAGCACCGAACCCUUCCAGUGGGGCGUGCCGGAUGUCGACGGCCUACGGCACUUCCUCAUGGCAACCAUUGGGUGGAACAAGGAGCGGACAGAUGAGGUCCUGGUUCCCGUGAUCAGGGGCAUGAACAAACGUGAAUUAGAAGGAACACAGAGUAACAUCACCCGGUUCUUCGAGGGCAGCGUCGGCGCAGGGGCGAGGGAUGCGUUUGCACCCAGGCAGCGAGCGCAGGGUAGUAAGAGGCUGCUCGCCGCCGUGGACAAAUUAAAGUCAAAGACCCCGAUCGUGCUCAGUUCUGAUCGGAAGAAGACUGCCGCGGGCAAACGAAAGCGGAGCGCCGCUGCUGGAAGCGCAUCGAAGGAUGCUACGCCGAUAAGUGAUGCGGAAGAAGAUGAGGAAGAGGUGGAUGCUCCGGAACAACCAAGUAGAGGAAAAACGAAACGUACAAGAUAA
Clonostachys rhizophaga is the source of this 3723-nucleotide messenger RNA. The record is from the annotation of a GenBank genome assembly. NCBI's taxonomy places the organism in Eukaryota, Fungi, Ascomycota, Sordariomycetes, Hypocreales, Bionectriaceae.